AUGGCGUCCGCUGCAAAGCAAACCCUCAGCAACUUAGUUGGCUACGGCUCGAACGAGGCCAUGUCUCUUAUUAACCUAAACUUUGUCGAUAGGACUCAUAAUCCGAAUACCUCGUCCGCCGGAACUACCCAUACCUCAUCUUCCACCGCCGCUACGCAUGAUACUACCCCAAGCAGAGCUACAAACACUACAUCUGCCCCUACCGUUCAUGAUUUAACCACCGCGGAAGGAAUUGGAGGUAGUCAUUCCCAUGCUGGCCAUGCAGAUGCCACUCGCCACCACCACGAAGGCACUCAGCAUCCUGUAGGGAGUCAGCAAGGUGGAAGCACUCAAAUCCAUGAAGGAGUUCGUCAUCAAGAAGGUACUCACCACCACGGAGGAAUUCAAUCCCAUGGAGACACUCGUCACCAUGAAGGUACUCAGCAUCCCGUAGGGAUUCAGCAAGUUGGAGGCACUCAAUUCCAUGAAGGCACUCAUCAUCAAGAAGGUACACCCCGCCAUGAAGGAACCCAACACCCUGUAGGGAAUCAGCAAGGUGGUAGCACUCAGCCCCAUGAAGGUACUCAGCACCACGGAGAGACUCAGCACCACGAAGGCCAUCAUCUCCCGCAUAUCCCUCACUUGCACAAGUCCUCUUCCCACAAAGAUUCGGAUUCGUCGGCUGUCCCCGACCGCGAUGUGCAGACCCCAAAUCAAGGACCAGAUCCAGCUCUGGUCGGCGAGCCCGCCACAGGUUCGAGCAAAUUGACUGGCUCAGCUGAGCCUGGCUCGCACAGUGCCGUCUUUGGGUUAACUCCGGAUGGCAAGAAAUAUGACAAAACGUCAUCAAAGUCGACGCCCCUCAAACCGGCAAGCAGCAAACAACCGGCCUUGGCUGACAAGACUGAGAGCAACGACACUUCGUCGCGUGCUCCUACUGGCCAAGGGGUGCAUGAACAGUUGCACAAGCCUGAAACCGGUGCUAAGGGGCUUGAAAGAACCGACCCUACUCCCACCUCCGCUGGCUCGGAGGGUAAGCCCGGCUCCGGGUUGGAUCCAGUGUCCCGAGGCAGUGGAUCGGUUCCAGCGAAGUAG
Capronia epimyces CBS 606.96 is the source of this 1074-nucleotide messenger RNA. RefSeq lists its product as uncharacterized. The record is from RefSeq and is a predicted model, not a curated record. The coding region runs from base 1 to 1074 and encodes 357 amino acids. NCBI's taxonomy places the organism in Eukaryota, Fungi, Ascomycota, Eurotiomycetes, Chaetothyriales, Herpotrichiellaceae. The transcript has 2 exons.